AUGAGCUUUGAGGGCGGCCACAGCGGCGGCCGGCGCCGCGGGGCGGAGAGCGGGGACGCCGAGCCGCCCCCGUCGCCUCCCCCGCCGCCACCCCCGCCGCCGCCGCCGCCGCCGGGAGAGCCGACUUCGGGCCCCGCGCCCCCUCGCUACCUGCCGGCCCCGCCCGCGUCCCCCGAGCGCCGCGCGGGGUCCGACGAACCGCCCGCGGAGGUGGUCCCGCGGCACCGGGGCGCCGAGGAGCUGCCGCAGCCGCCGGCAGGGCAGGAGGUGUCGGCGACCGGCGACUCCGGCGAAGGUCCGAGGCGCCUUCCGGAGGCGACGGUCCCCGAGGUGGCGGCUGGGAAGGGCGGCCCCGGGGAGCCCGAGGCCGGCGCGGGUGGGGAGGGCGAGCGGCGGGGCGCCGGCGAACAGCCCGAGACGCGCUCCGUGUGUAGCAGCCGCAGCAGCAGCAGCGGCGGCGGCGGCGACCAGCGCGCCGGGCACCAGCAUCAGCACCACCAGCCCAUCUGCAAGAUCUGCUUCCAGGGCGCCGAGCAGGGGGAGCUGUUGAACCCCUGCCGAUGUGACGGGUCCGUUAGGUAUACACAUCAGCUGUGCUUGCUAAAAUGGAUCAGUGAGAGGGGUUCCUGGACCUGCGAACUCUGCUGUUACAGAUACCAUGUCACAGCCAUUAAAAUGAAGCAACCCUGCCAGUGGCAAAGCAUUUCUAUAACACUGGUUGAGAAAGUUCAGAUGAUCGCUGUAAUUCUAGGAUCCCUGUUCUUAAUAGCGAGUGUGACCUGGCUCCUCUGGUCAGCCUUCAGCCCCUAUGCAGUGUGGCAGAGGAAGGACAUCCUUUUUCAGAUCUGCUAUGGAAUGUAUGGUUUUAUGGAUCUAGUGUGCAUAGGUCUCAUUGUCCAUGAAGGCGCUGCAGUUUACAGAGUGUUUAAGCGCUGGCGAGCUGUCAACUUACACUGGGAUGUAUUAAAUUAUGACAAAGCCACAGACAUCGAAGAAAGUAGCCGGGGAGAGUCUUCCACGAGCAGGACUUUAUGGUUGCCGUUGACGGCUCUGCGGAACAGGAACUUGGUCCACCCAACCCAGCUGACCUCCCCAAGGUUUCAGUGUGGCUACGUGUUAUUACAUCUGUUCAAUCGAAUGAGGGCCCAUGAAGAUUUGUCAGAAGACAACAGCUCGGGGGAGGUUGUGAUGAGAGUGACUUCAGUGUGACAAAGCUGAGAAGGUGCGGUGUGGACCACCCUGCACAUUUUGGAAUGUAAUUGCAAUGAAUGGCAAAACCAUAGCACUUCUAAAAACACACAUCUAUGAACUUUUU
Molecule: messenger RNA, 1315 nt
Organism: Dama dama (fallow deer)
Lineage: Eukaryota; Metazoa; Chordata; Mammalia; Artiodactyla; Cervidae
Gene: MARCHF11
Product: membrane associated ring-CH-type finger 11
Exons: 4
Coding region: 1-1209 (402 amino acids)
Biological process (GO): protein ubiquitination
Molecular function (GO): ubiquitin-protein transferase activity; zinc ion binding
Source: RefSeq, a predicted model, not a curated record